AUGCUCUCCUCCGAUGAAGUUAGACGAGAAGAGUGUACUUGCAAUUGUGGUUUACCUCCAUGCAAGACAAAUGAUCGAAAACCUAGGAACUUGGUAAGAGGUAAUAUGCAUCGCCAUCGUAGACCCAAGACUACGAGACCGAAAAAAAGAUUCAGAUUUAGCAAGUGUAUGGAUUUUGAAGGUACUGAUUACAAUUUGAUCACUUCAGUCGAAUAUCUCAACGAGAAAUAUGAUAUUCGUAAGAGCCACUACAUUGAGAAAUUCAUCAAGUGUAUCCACAAAAAGAUUGAUCAUGACGUCAAUAAGAUAUCCGAUAACUACGUCCAUUCGCUAGGACCAUGGGUUAAAAUCAAAUUCUUCCUAUUGCUAGUCACUCUGUCUCAAAGAGGUGGUCCCGAAUACUGGAUGGAUAAGGAUCAAAACGAUGAUAGUGCCACUACGAAUAUUGAUGAGGACAAGGAUAAUAAAACACAUUCAAAUCGCCACAACCAUAAUAAAACGGAAAAUGAUACUAAAAAAAAUGCAAUCUUUUCACUAACGGAACAUAUUAUGCGUCAAAACAUUAAUCAAGAUUUUACAGAGUCUACUUAUGAUGAGAAUUACGUUUUUUCAUCCAUUUGGGCCAAUUUUAUGGAGGGACUAAUGAACCACUAUUUAGAGCAAGUGAUUGUCCCGCAUUCUGAAAUGAAAGUUUGCCAACAGUUGUACAAGCCAAUGAUGAAGAUUAUUUCAUUGUACAAUGAAUAUAAUGAACUAAUGGAGAAAAGUGAACACAAUGGGUUUUUACCAGCACCUGGUGAUACGAAGGAUCCAUUAAAAUUGGGCAAAAGUGUGGCAGAAACAUAUGAGGUUGGUGAUUGUGUUACGCAGGAAAGAUUACAAAGAGCCCAAAAAUUGUUAUGGCAGGCGCGUCAAGAUAUCCCCAAGACGAUCAGUAAAGAAUUGACUCUGCUAUCAGAGAUGUAUUCGACACUAUCGGCUGAUGAACAGGAUUACGAAUUGGAUGAAUUUGUAUGUUGCGCUGAGGAAUACGUCGAAUUGGAAUAUUUACCUAGCUUAAUCGAUGUACUUUUCCAAAACUGUGGAUCCAUCAAUUUUUGGAAAAUAAUGAUCGUACUAGAACCAUUUUUCUACUACAUUGAAGAUGUAGGUGAUGAUGGCGAUACUGAGUCUCAAAAUGGCACUAACGAUGAAAUGCUCGAUGAAAGCGGUGGUGACGGUGGUGAAUUAUUACAUUCUUUUAAACCGGAUCCCCGUGUUAUCAUACUGGAAAAAAUUUGUGAAGUUGCCGCUAGACAGAAAUGGAUUUGA
Zygosaccharomyces rouxii is the source of this 1311-nucleotide messenger RNA. RefSeq names its product Aan1p (gene AAN1). The record is from RefSeq and is a predicted model, not a curated record. Bases 1 to 1311 code for a protein of 436 amino acids. NCBI's taxonomy places the organism in Eukaryota, Fungi, Ascomycota, Saccharomycetes, Saccharomycetales, Saccharomycetaceae. The transcript has a single exon.